GAGAGAGAGAGAGAGAGAGCGCUAGAUCAAGAAGUGGGCUUGCUUGAGUUUCAGGUAUCUCUUCAUGGAUUUAAAGAGAAGUAUACAGAAGUUCAUGUCCAGAAAGCUUCUUUUCUACUUGGCUUCCCUCUGUUUCUUCUCUGUAUGUGCUCUGAUCAGUACCAACGCCAGCAAUCCUCUCUGUUUAGAUACCAUUGGAACUCAAUUGGGUAGAGCAACUAAACUUAAUGCUCAGGAAUUUUCCAGCAAAAUAGCCAUGAAAGAUGAUGAAGGCAAAUGGGGGCUUUCUUUGAUGAGCUUUACGAGGAGAUACCUAAGAGGCGUUGGAUCGUCGCCACCUCGAUGUACGUCGAAAUGCGGCAAGUGUACACCAUGUAAGCCGGUUCAUGUGCCGGUGCCACCGGGAACACCUGUGACGACGGAGUAUUAUCCAGAAGCUUGGAGGUGCAAAUGUGGGAACAAAUUGUACAUGCCUUAAGAGACCUAACUUGUUGAUCCAAAAAUUUGAGUCUGUAACAUCUUCUCACUUUGGAUGUUGGGCUCAUGUUUAUAUGCUAUAUAGCUUACCAAAAAAUUACUGCCUACCUAUGUGGUGUUGGACUGCAAUCUUCAUCUUUGGGUUUGUAGAAGUUAUAUAUAUUGAGUAUGCAAGAGAAGUAAGAUUGUUGU
Messenger RNA from Telopea speciosissima, 669 nucleotides. RefSeq names its product EPIDERMAL PATTERNING FACTOR-like protein 6. Gene Ontology annotation, biological process: stomatal complex development; guard cell differentiation. The transcript is spliced from 4 exons. NCBI's taxonomy places the organism in Eukaryota, Viridiplantae, Streptophyta, Magnoliopsida, Proteales, Proteaceae. The record is from RefSeq and is a predicted model, not a curated record. Bases 65 to 478 code for a protein of 137 amino acids.